ACGUCAUACAGGUGUUGAUGCGAGGCAGAAGUCAUUCGCAGAAGGAGCCCCGGGAGGUAAAAUCUAAAAGGUGGAGGUUUGUGAUGCAGUUGAUGCGUCAGACGUUAAUCACAGUUUGAGUAGUUUUUAUCUCCACGAACAAACGGACCGUGAACGCAUCACCGGGACAAACACUGGAGUCUAUUUUAUUUAUUUUGAACUUCACUCACUUUUGGAGCUCAACUCUUCUCACCUGCUCAUGGAGACUGCAGGAGGUCAGCGGGGGCGGGACGGCGGCGGUCCGAAGGCCUCCCCCCUCGACCUCCUCAUGAACCAGAUCCGCAGGAAGCGCGCGGCGUCGGCCCGGAAGCCGCUGGGACGCUUCCUGUCCCGGGACCGGACGGCGGUGCCGGAGGCCGCGGAGGAGACGGGACCGACCUCAGGCGUGGCCGAGGCCGCGGGGGGCGAGCAGGACGGCGGCUGGGGGCGGGUGUGCGUCUUCCUGCAGAAGUUGGGGAAGGAGGCCGACGGCCGCAGCUUGCGUCUGUCUCACUGUGACGUCACAGCCACCGACCUGCUGGAGUUAGCCACGUUGCUCCGCCUGCUGCCCCGGCUGGAGGAGCUGGACGUCUCCUGGAACGAGCUGAUUGGCGGAUGCCUGCCGGCGUUGACCUCUCACCUGCAGCAGGUGGGCGGGAUCAGAGCUCUGAGGCUGUGCAGCUGCAGGCUGAACGCCGCCGACGUGGCGGCGCUGGGCGAGGCCCUCUGCUCCGUCCCUCUCCUGGAGGUCCUGGAUUUGUCCUGGAACAGCGGCGUCGGCGGCGUCGCUUUGCAAUGCCUGCUGGGUAAACUCCCCCCUCCGUUGAGGGAGCUCCACCUGGUGGCCUGCCGGCUCACUGCGGCCGACGCCGCGGCGCUGGCAGGGACGGUGUCUGCUGUCCCCGGGCUCUGCGUGCUGGAUCUCUCCUGUAACCCUCAGCUCGCACAGGAAGUGGACGCCGGCGGCUUCGCGGCGCUCGCCUCCCGCCUCCCCCACGCCGCCGCGCUCGCCGCGCUGCGCCUGCAGGACUGCGGCCUGAGGCCCGGCGGCCUGGAGGCUCUCGGUGGUUCACUCCACCAUCACCUGUCAUUGCGAGAGUUGGACCUGUCCUGUAACAAGAGUCUGGCUGGAGGCCUGGAGACCCUCACGCCCCACCUGGCUCACCUCACGCACCUGGAGAGCCUCGACCUCCACCUGUGCCGGCUCACGCGCUCCGAUCUGGAGGCCCUGAUCCAGGUGCUUCCCUCUAUGGUGGGGCUGACCCAGCUCGAUGUGUCCUGCAAUCAGGAGGCAGGGGGCGUGGUCGACCAGCUGGUCGCCGCCCUCCCGCUGCCUCAGAUGAGGCGGCUGCCGCUCAACAGCUGCAGCCUGAACCGGGACGGCUUCACAGCUCUGGCCCUGGCGGUGCCCGCCCUGCUCAGCGUGGACGUGUCUUGGUGUAAAGUGGUCGGCGGGCGUCUGGCUCUGCUGCUGGACGCUCUGCAGCCGUCUGUGGUCCUGGAGCUCCGCCUCAGCAGCUGUGACCUCACCACCGAGGACCUGCGUCACCUCGCUGCCGCGUGCCGACGUGGCGUCCUGUCCUCCCUGCGCACGUUGGACGUGUCCUACAAUGGCUCCGUGGGGGAGGACGGCUGGUCCGCCCUGCUGGCGGCGGGAGGCCUGGCCUCGCUGCAGGACGUCGACCUCAGCCUGCGACCUUUGACCUCCGCCCCCUGCUCGGCCUGGCUGCCUGCGCUGCUGCGCGCUCUGCCCGGCCUCCCGGCGCUGACCCGCCUGGCGGCGCAGCGCUGGACCGCCGGCCCCCGGGACAGAGAGCAGCUGACCCACAGCCUGAGGAAGAGGGGCGUCCUGCUGGAGUGGGACGUGGUCACCGCGUCCUCGUCCGAGGCGACCAAUCAGGAGAGUCCUGAGGAGGACACAAGAUCACUGAGCAACUGA
Molecule: messenger RNA, 1957 nt
Organism: Pungitius pungitius (ninespine stickleback)
Lineage: Eukaryota; Metazoa; Chordata; Actinopteri; Perciformes; Gasterosteidae
Gene: lrrc31
Product: leucine rich repeat containing 31
Exons: 10
Coding region: 239-1957 (572 amino acids)
Molecular function (GO): protein binding
Source: RefSeq, a predicted model, not a curated record